This is a messenger RNA of Coregonus sp. 'balchen', 1014 nucleotides long. The record is from the annotation of a GenBank genome assembly. NCBI's taxonomy places the organism in Eukaryota, Metazoa, Chordata, Actinopteri, Salmoniformes, Salmonidae.
AUGCAUAGACCGGAUUUCAGACAACCCAGUCCGGGCGGAAUGGGGUCCCGAGGAGGUGGUUUCAGAAGCCCGACAGGAUUCGACAACAGCGGGGUGGGAAUGCUUCCUUCGCCGCCGUGGGGAUUCCGUGGUGGUCCCCCUCCGUCUUAUGGACCACCUAGAUUUGGGCAGUUUGAUAAUGCCUCUCCAAAUACUCCUCCGAGAGACUUUGGUGGUAACGGUAACGGUAAUAGGGGUUAUCACGGUGGAAGUGGGGGUAAAGGGAGAUUUAACAACAACGGCUCAUCUCCGGCGUAUACACCGCGUCGACAGAAUCCGAGUCCUCGUGGCGCUUCUUACAGAAAUUCUCCAUAUCAUUCACAAAGUCCUGGACAACAUAUGGGUUAUCAGGUAACUAUUGAAUGUUUUUGCUGCUUAGACUUGGUGACUAAGUAACCCUUUGUUAUAAAUUGUCAUAUUUUCUUAGCGCAUCGGGUCUGUGUACUCGCAGCUCCUGCUUUGUGUCGCCUAUUUCCCCACAAUUGACACUUGCACGGUGUAAUUAACGUUACACAUUUGAUAUAACAAAUAUAUGUCUGUCCAACGAUAACAUAACAUAAAUGAUUAGUGAGUAGAAGACUGAAACGCCACUAUUUAACAUCAGUAUGAUUUUGAAUAACUAGUGUGUUUUGUCAUUUUUAGUUUCGAUAACACGACGCUCGUCUUUCUCUUUUUCACACGUUUCUGUAAUUGACCUCGACGCCCCACCAUGUAUUUAUUUCUGAUAAUUCGUUUAGUUUCGAUGUCUCAUAACAUGGUGGUUCUUUCCUGAAGGGUUCCCCUCGGCAUUCCACUCCGUUUGGGUCGCGUGGUGGCAGGGGCGGCCAGGGGGCACAAGGUGGUGUGGAGAAGUUUUACAACCCGUCUAUGCUGCAGGACCCAUGGGCUAGCCUACAGCCAGUGCCGGUCACAGACACAAGCAGCUCCCAACAGCAAGCCACACAUACAGGCAGGCCAGGGAGGUAUUUCAACUAG